AACGACAUCGUGAGAAACACACAUAAUAUUAAUUCAUAUAUUAAUUAAGUGAAAAUAAGUUAUAUAAUAUAUUAUAGUUGUAAUUUGUAUUAAUAUGAAAUAAAAAAUAAAAAAUAAAACAUGUUUAACAAAAUUAGUUUUUUAGUUUUAAUAUUUUUAGCAAUACAUUGUAGUCAAUGUAUUGACGAUUCAAACAAACGUCUAGACUGUUAUCUGGAAAACGACUUUGACCUAACAAAAAGCGAAUGUGAACAAAGAGGUUGUGUUUGGGUCCCGAAAUUUGACGACGAAUCGGACGACAAUACAGUACCGCAAUGUUAUCUAAAUACCGACAAAAUUGGUUAUACCGUUCAGGGAAAGCCUACGAAAAACGGCAUUCGGCUUAGAGGCAGACCUGGCACUCAAGGAUACGGCCAAACAGUUGCUAAAAUCAAUGCCACAAAUUGAAAAAUUGAAACUACAGGUUACGUAUCUGACCGAUAACAUUGUCCGAUUCAGGAUUACCGAUCCGGCCAACAAACGAUAUGAGGUACCGGUGCAACAUACCUUUCCAUUGUUGAUGGAAAGAAGGGCCGCCAUUGUCGAUGAAAACUCUACCAAAUAUGCCAUUGAAUUGAAUGAAAAGUCCAAUAACUUUGACUUUGCGGUCGUCAGGAAAGAUACUAAAACGAGACUCAUUGACACAUCUGUCGGUGGUCUCAUAUUUGCCGAUCAAUUGCUACAAAUAGCCACAUAUUUGCCGACAAAAAAUAUCUACGGCUUCGGCGAGAAUAUGCACAGACAGCUCAAGAAUGACAUCAACUAUAAGACAUGGAAUUUAUUCUCCAGAGGGGAACCACCGGAAAAGGAUAUUAUAAAUCUCUAUGGCGUUCAUCCAUACUAUACGGGUCUGGAAAAAGACGGCAAAUCGCAUGGCGUACUGUUCCUCAGCAGCAAUGCUAUGGAGUACACCCUAAUGCCAGAGCCGGCCCUAUCACUCAAGUCAUUAGGCGGUGUUUUUGACUUUUUUGUGUUUGUCGGCGACAAUCCCGAACACGUGCAACAAUUAUACGCUCAACUCAUAGGACGUCCUUUUUUGCCACCAUUCUGGUCACUGGGCUAUCAAUUGACACGCUAUGGCUUCAAGAAUACCGAAAAUGUUAGACAAAUGUAUGAAAGAAAUGUCGCCGCAAACAUACCAUUGGAUGUAGCCUAUAUGGACAUCGACUAUAUGGAUAAAUUUGAAGACUUUACCUACGAUAAGGAUAAUUUUAAGGGACUGCCAGAACUGAUAUCGACGCUGAAGACAAAAUACAAUAUUCAUACGACUUUGAUGUUGGAUCCGGCCAUUGAAGCUAAUAAUACCAAAUACUAUCCGUUUCUCGAUGGCUACAAUCAGGACGUAUUCAUUAAAUACUCGCCAUCCAUACCGGUCUCCGAGCGUAACAAUCCGUUAAACGUGCCGAUAGAUAAAGAUUACUUUUACGGUGUUGUAUGGCCACGAGGRCCGGCAGCUUUUCCCGAUUUUUUCAAGAAUCGYACAGCUGUUUGGUGGCAAAAAUGGAUGAACGAUAUGUACACUACAUUGGAYCUUAAGUUUGACGCCAUUUGGAUCGACAUGAAUGAACCGUAUAAUUUUGGUCCCGACGCCAGUGAUCCCGAAACAUACUGUCCAGAAAAUAAAUACGAUAUGCCAUCAAUAAGGAUACAGAGYAUAUAUGGCAAUGGAAACGUUACACAUUUGGGUCAAAAAACAGUGUGUAUGUGUACUGUCCAGGGUGAAAAUGAUGAAUAUCUUAACUAUGAUGUCCACUCUCUAUAUGGUUACAGUGAGAGUGUAGUCACACAAAAGGCUGUCCGUGCCAUUACUGGCAAACGUAGUUUCAUACUSUCCCGGUCCACAUAUGUCUCGUCCGGUCGUUAUACAGCUCACUGGUUGGGCGAUAAUACCAGCGACUGGCCAUUUAUGAGCGACUCCAUUGUCGGCAUACUUGAGUUCAAUUUGUUUGGCAUACCUUUUAUCGGUGCCGACACMUGUGGUUUCUUUCAUAACGCUACCGCCCAACURUGCCGCCGAUGGUCACAAUUGGGAGCUUUCUAUCCAUUUAGCCGAAAUCACGCUGAAAUUCAUGCACAGGAUCAAGACCCGGCUGUAUGGACAUCGCGCGGCAAUCCGGAGGUCACCGAAGCGGCCCGUAAUUCGCUGAAUCAUCGGUACACUCUGUUGCCCUAUCUGUACACUCUGUUCUACAGAGCCCACACCAUCGGACAAACAGUGGCCCGACCCGUGUUUCACGAGUUCGCCAACGACACCAACACCUAUGCYAUUGACAAACAGUUUAUGUGGGGUCGCUCUGUCCUAAUAUCGCCGAUCUUAGAGGAAAACAAGUCGGCAGUGACGGCAUAUUUGCCACCGAGUGAUAAYUGGUUUGAGAGUUGGCCKCAAAUUACAAAAGUGCCSAAAACUGGUUUCUUGAAUAUUACUGACAAAAAGUACGAAACAGGACCACCGCCCGUCCACUUUAGAGGCGGUUCAAUAAUACCGAUGAGCGCCGUUAGCAAACACAACAACACAGUUACAGUACGUCAGGCGCCCAUCAACUUGAUUGUAUUGCCCGUCGGUAAUAACAACAAUACCUUUUUAGCAACCGGUGACCUGUUUUGGGACGACGGAGACUCUAUUGAUACGGUCGAAAAAAAUCUGUACAACUAUUGGGAGUUUCAACUGUUGCCUAACUGUACCGUAUUUAUUAAUCCCAUGAAAAAGGGUUAUUCCAGUUCACCGGUAAUCAAGGAAAUACAAGUGUACGACACAAACGGUUCGGCCAUCAAGGCUACAGUCGACGGCAAAGCUAUCGACGCCCGACAAGAACCGUCGGGUUAUACGCGAUUGGCUGUCAAUAUUGACCUAAACGCUAAGGAACCGUCCUAUAAAUGGAUAGUUAGUUGGGGAAAGUCGGACAAUAAGUGUAACCUAAACUAACUAAAAAAAAGUAAAACCUUUUAAUAAGUAUUAAACAAAAA
This is a messenger RNA of Oppia nitens, 3003 nucleotides long. Its product is annotated as sucrase-isomaltase, intestinal-like. The record is from RefSeq and is a predicted model, not a curated record. Lineage: Eukaryota; Metazoa; Arthropoda; Arachnida; Sarcoptiformes; Oppiidae. Gene Ontology annotation, biological process: carbohydrate metabolic process. Bases 434 to 2962 code for a protein of 842 amino acids. Gene Ontology annotation, molecular function: alpha-1,4-glucosidase activity; carbohydrate binding. The transcript is spliced from 10 exons.